This is a messenger RNA of Callorhinchus milii (elephant shark), 2127 nucleotides long. RefSeq names its product netrin-4-like. Gene Ontology annotation, biological process: substrate adhesion-dependent cell spreading; basement membrane assembly; cell migration. The record is from RefSeq and is a predicted model, not a curated record. NCBI's taxonomy places the organism in Eukaryota, Metazoa, Chordata, Chondrichthyes, Chimaeriformes, Callorhinchidae. Gene Ontology annotation, molecular function: protein binding. The transcript is spliced from 9 exons. Gene Ontology annotation, cellular component: laminin trimer. The coding region runs from base 1 to 1854 and encodes 617 amino acids.
AUGAAGUUGCAGACCUCUCGCUGCGACGGACGGUCGUGCAAUCCCCCGGUGGGGAACCUGGCAAGCGGAAGGACUGUGCGAACGCUGACCACGUGCGGGCACAACAGCACCGAGCUCUUCUGCUCCUACCUGUACGACGAGGGUCUCGACGAGCCCGCCGGCCCCUGCGGGCGCAUCAAGUGCUCCAAGUGUAACUCCCAGCGGCCGGAAUACAGUCACCUUCCCUCCGACAUGACGGACGACUUCUUCCUGCACAGGAGCAGCUGGUGGCAGUCGGCGCAAGGCGCGCACAAAGAGGAGAUCAGCCUGGCCUUGGAGACGGAGUUCUACCUGACUCACGCCAUCCUGGUCUUCAAGACACCGCGGCCCGCGGCUAUGCUGCUGGAGAGGUCGCAGGACUUUGGCCGGACCUGGAGGCCGUACAAAUACUUUGCAGCAAACUGCACCGAGAUGUUUGGGUUGCCGGACGACGUGGGGGAAGAGGGUUCGCUCUGUACGUCCCGCUACUCCGAUCCUCUGCCUUGUUCCAAGGGGGAGGUUGUGUUCCGCUCUCUGACUGCAGCCAACAAGAUUGAAGACCCUUACAGUGCGGAAGCACAAGACGUCUUGAAACUGACCAACCUGCGACUCCACUUGCUGAAGCGACAGGACUGUCCUUGUGAGGGUGCCGGGAUGGUCGAGAAACCUCAGCGGUUUGCCCACUUUGCAAUCUAUGACUUGAUUAUUCGCGGGAGCUGCUUCUGCAACGGUCACGCUGAGCAGUGUGUGCCACUGGCCGAUCACAAAGCAUCCGGCAGGAAUUCUGAACAUGUGGUCCACGGUAAGUGCGUCUGCGAGCACAACACAGCUGGGCACCACUGUGAAAAAUGCGCUCCUUUCCACGAUGAUCAACCAUGGCUACCAGGGAAUGGAAAGACAGGCGCCCCGAAUGAAUGCAAAAAGUGCCAUUGCCACGGACAUGCAGACAGCUGUCACUUUGAUCUCAGCACCUGGCUGGCGUCCAACAAGCGCAGUGGAGGGGUCUGCGACGGUUGCCGGCACAACACGGAGGGACGUCGGUGUCAACGCUGCAAGCCCGGCUUCCACCGCGACAGCAGAAAAGCCUCCUCAUCGGCACACGUCUGCAAACCUUGCUCAUGCCACCUCCUCGGCUCCACCAACGCCACCUUUAACCGAAACUGGAAGUGCAGCCCGAGGAGCGGGUACUGUUACUGCAAACGUGGUGUGGCCGGCCCUCACUGCGACAGGUGCCUGACCGGAUACUGGGGUUUCGGAGAUGAGGGGUGUCAGCCGUGCGACUGCUCCAGAGCCUGCAACCAGCAGACGGGCGAAUGUCUAGACAGCUCUGACAAUGAGCAAUUCUUCAGUAUUCCCAUGGGCAGUCGGAUCCCCGAGCUCGUUCCCAUUCUGGCUAACGAGAGCGGGGAAGACUGGAGCUGGGAGGACGGACAGGGAUUCUCAGCUCUACGGCAUUCCGAGAAGUGCGUCUGCAGGGAGAAGGUGCUGGGAGAUGCCGCCCACUUCUGUCAGAUGAAGUAUGCGUACGUCAUCAAAGCCAGAAUCCUCUCGGCUCACGACAAAGGAACUCACGCAGAAGUCAACGUUAAAGUCAAAAAGGUCAUGAAGAUGAGGAAAGUGAAGAUCACCCGUGGGAACAGGAGCAUCUAUCCUGAGUCCUGGACAAACCGCGGAUGCACUUGUCCCAUCCUUAACCCUGGCACAGAUUACCUGAUUGCUGGCCACGAGGACAGCAGGACUGGCAAGCUCCUCGUCAACAUGAACAGCUUCGUCAAGCCGUGGAAAGCGGCCACAGCCAAACAGGUCUCAGACGCUCUGCAGGCAGGCUGCAAAUGAUCCCGGUGGGAAGAUCACCCAAUAGCCUCCACACGAAACACACUGCAGUGUUAAACUCUCGGUGCCCUGUCUCUACCAUCGCACUGGCACAGGACCUCAACCCAAUACAGAUGGGUCACUGAAGAACUUUUAAGAGUCAAGGAAACCAUCUCAUAGCUAACUAUCCAGCGCUCGGAGAUCAUACUUCAAUCCCAUCACCACUGGGACUGUCCCUCAGACAUUUAACGCUUUUCUUUUUUUUUAAUAAGUUUAUAUUUUUGAUGAUGGAGAUUC